GAGUGGUAGUGAUGGCGGCGCUCGGUGAGACUUUCCUGUCACUGGAUACUACUACUCCCAGCCCUCCUGAAAGCCGCCUAUGCAACCCCUGAGUCUUUCGUUUACAAGUGGCAAUUUGGCUUGCUCUGCUGCAUGUCAGGAGGGAUCGAGCAAAGUGUGGAGUCGCCCCGGGAAAUAAGGGAUCGCAGUUUGAAAAGAAAAAAAGCCAAACAAAUAAACAAAACCCACCCACCCUAACAAACAUGGGGCUGCUGGAGAGAAUGAGGAAAGAAUGGUUCAUGGUCGGAAUAGUGUUGGCGAUCGCUGGAGCUAAACUGGAGCCGUCCGUGGGGGUCAAUGGGGGACCACUGAAGCCAGAAAUAACUGUAACCUACAUUGCUGUUGCAAUAAUAUUCUUUAACAGUGGACUGUCAUUGAAAACAGAGGAGCUGACCAGUGCUUUAAUGCAUAUAAAACUGCAUCUUUUUAUUCAGAUCUUUACACUUGCAUUCUUCCCAGCAACAAUAUGGCUUUUUCUCCAGCUUUUAUCAAUCACACCCAUCAAUGAAUGGCUUUUAAAAGGUUUGCAGACAGUAGGUUGCAUGCCUCCCCCUGUGUCUUCUGCAGUGAUUUUAACCAAGGCAGUUGGUGGAAAUGAGGCAGCUGCAAUAUUUAACUCAGCCUUUGGAAGUUUUUUGGGCAUCAUUAUAACACCGGUGCUGCUGCUGCUUUUUCUUGGCUCAUCCUCUUCUGUGCCUUUUACAUCUAUAUUUUCUCAACUUUUUAUGACUGUAGUGGUUCCUCUCAUUAUUGGACAGAUUGUCCGGAGGUACAUCAAGGAGUGGCUUGAAAGAAAGAAGCCUCCUUUUGGUGCUGUCAGCAGCAGCGUUCUCCUCAUGAUCAUCUACACAACGUUCUGUGACACGUUCUCUAACCCAAAUAUUGACCUGGAUAAAUUCAGCCUUGUUGUCAUAGUGUUCAUAAUAUUUUCUAUUCAACUGAGCUUUAUGCUUUUAACGUUCAUAUUUUCAACAAGGAAUAAUUCGGGAUUCACACCAGCAGACACCGUGGCUAUCAUGUUCUGUUCCACACACAAAUCUCUAACACUGGGAAUUCCAAUGCUGAAGAUAGUGUUUGCAGGCCAUGAGCACCUCUCUUUAAUAUCCGUGCCCUUGCUCAUCUACCACCCGGCUCAGAUCCUCCUGGGAAGUGUGCUGGUGCCAACAAUCAAGUCCUGGAUGGUGUCAAGGCAGAAGGGAGUGAAAUUGACAAGGCCAACAGUAUAACAGUGAUUUUUGUGCUGCGAUGCCUAUAUGUGCAGACGUGUACAUACAGGCAAUCCUGAAGAUUUGUACUUGUAAAUGUUUCUUUGAUGCAUAUUUUAUUUUUUUACACGAAAAUAUGAUAUACCUGUUUAAGUGCCUUAAAAUGUAUUUGAUAAAUGUUAUUUCCAAAACCUACUUCAGGUUACUGCCAGGGGUACCACAAUCUUUUGGAGUUGUUGAGUUUUUUUACCCUAAUGCCAUGAACAGUCAGUCAUAGGAAGUGAUAAAAACAGCUAACAUUCUUUAUCUGCACCACCUUCUGUGCAAUACAACUCUUACCGUACUGCUUGAAUGAGGUCACACACACCAUCAGGAAAAUACCCUUCUGGUGACCAUGAAAAUUUCCAAAGUCUUACUCAUGUAUUCCUUGAUUUACAGUGUGA
Elephantulus edwardii (Cape elephant shrew) is the source of this 1687-nucleotide messenger RNA. RefSeq names its product solute carrier family 10, member 7 (gene SLC10A7). The coding region runs from base 243 to 1265 and encodes 340 amino acids. Gene Ontology annotation, cellular component: plasma membrane. The record is from RefSeq and is a predicted model, not a curated record. The transcript has 12 exons. Lineage: Eukaryota; Metazoa; Chordata; Mammalia; Macroscelidea; Macroscelididae.